AUGACAGUCUCAAGAAAAGUCAGUUUUGCAAUACUUAAUCAUCACAAUGAAUCUAAAGUUGUCUUGGAUACAAUUAGUAUGAUGGAUAGAAGACGUGUUCACUUUAUUGUAAAGGUAUUUAUUGUUAAUAUCCUUCAGAUAUUUUUCUCAAUAUUCUUAACUGUGUUAAUGGAAAUAUUAAAUCCUUUAAAUAAUUUUCAGCAAAACCAUAUUUGGUUUGUUCCUGUUUUAAUUUUCAUUUCAAUUGGUGUAACUCUUGUGACGUUUAUCACACCCAAAGUGCAACAUAUCAAAUUACUCAAUGAUUUUCUUCUAUUCCUUUUCACACUCAGUUUUGGAGGUUUAAUAGCUUGUCUAUCAGUUUACGUUCAUGGGAUAUUCCUAUUCGUUAGCUGGAUAAUGGCUAUCAUUCUGUCAAUCAUCAUCUUUACUAUAGCGUGUCAAAUGAAACAAGAUAUAACUCCGUAUUUUUUACCAUUUCUGAUUUACGGGGCUGGUAUAAUCAUUGCUGGUGGAAUUGCUUAUAUUGUCUUAUACUUCUCAGAAUAUUACACAACUGGUCAGCAUGUGCUUGGCGUUUGCAUUCUUUUGGUUGCUAUUCCGAUUAGUCUAAUCGAGAGUCAGAUGCUUGCAGGAGGAAGAAGACUGAUCUUCGAUACUAAUGACUACAUUUUAGUGACAAUGUUCCAUUGGAUUUUAGUCAGCUUCUCAUAUAGUGGAUUGAUAUUUCAAUUCCUGGAAAUAUGGUUCCCAUAA
Molecule: messenger RNA, 756 nt
Organism: Heterobilharzia americana
Lineage: Eukaryota; Metazoa; Platyhelminthes; Trematoda; Strigeidida; Schistosomatidae
Source: the annotation of a GenBank genome assembly